Amyelois transitella is the source of this 565-nucleotide messenger RNA. RefSeq lists its product as uncharacterized. The record is from RefSeq and is a predicted model, not a curated record. NCBI's taxonomy places the organism in Eukaryota, Metazoa, Arthropoda, Insecta, Lepidoptera, Pyralidae. The transcript is spliced from 4 exons. The coding region runs from base 68 to 565 and encodes 165 amino acids.
UCAAAUUCAGUACUGAAUGAACAUUGUUCGAAGUGGAAAUGAAGUGAAAUAAACAAAUUUACUGAAAAUGAUCAUAUUUUUAAUGUGUUUCAUAAUAUUGCAUUCAUUUAUUUGUCAAUCCGAGUUGGAACCGAUACAGGAGCGUGCUACGAUAACCAGUUAUGACCCUAAAUACGUGGUCAACCCCCAGGCCUUCACUGGCAGGGUUAAGAGGGGAGAGCCCUACAGGUCCAACAUCAGUAUGACCACGCUGCACCCUUGGGGUAAUAACGUAACGAUGACUAUCGUAUACGCCAGCAAACGCACGGGGAACGAUGUGCUUUUCCAAAUGAAAGUUUGCGACGUAUACAGACAUCGUUGGUUGGAAGACUUCGUGCUGAAAUACUUCGGCAUGAGGAAGACUUGCCCUUUUCCAGCGGGCACCUACAGAGUAAUCAACUUGGAGAUACCUCCGAAGAAUUACCCAUUCCCGUUGCCGAAAGGCGAAGCCCUACUUUACUGGACUUUAACGUUGACCGAAACAAAACAUGUAAUUUUUAAAGUUUCGAUAAAAAUAAAAAUUUGA